AUGCAAACUCAAAGAGGCGAAUCUAAAGACUUAUCCGAAGUCGAUUCAUUAAAACUGGAAAAUGCUAGGCUUAUGACUAGAAUCGCAGAAUUAGAACAAAUAGUAAAAGAAAAAAACGCACUUGAGACUGAGCUAAAACAGAUUAUAGAAAAAAAUGCUGAGAAAGCAAAGCUAAGAGAUCAUACGAAAAUCGAAGUUGUUACUUACAAGAACAUGGACGAUUCACUUUACGAUGAAUUUGGUAACUACCUUGGACCUGAGUUACCUGACUCCGAUGAGGAAGAAAUGGCUCCUCAACCUAUGCAAGAAGUUGAAGAUCUAUAUGAAGAAGGGGAAGAAGACGUUGGUGGCCCAAGUAUGGCGCUUAUGGAAGUAGACGAUGUUCCUCAGACUCAAGUUAUUCUUCAUGAAGAUAAAAAAUAUUAUCCGAGUGCUGAAGAAGUUUAUGGUCCUGAGGUGGAAACUUUGGUUCAGGAAGAAGAUACUCAACCUUUAUCAGAACCUAUAAUUCAACCAAUAAAAAUAAAAAAGUUUCAACUAGUAGAAAAAAAUCUUCCAGAAACAAGAUUUAAAAAAGAAUUUUUGGUGGAUAUGAUGAAUUUUCCUGAAUUGAUAAGAAAUGUCGCUAUUGUCGGUCAUUUACAUCAUGGUAAAACUUCUUUUGUUGAUAUGUUGGUUAAUGAGACCCAUUCUUCGGUUGCAUGGGAUGUGGAUAAGCAG
This is a messenger RNA of Racocetra persica, 720 nucleotides long. NCBI's taxonomy places the organism in Eukaryota, Fungi, Glomeromycota, Glomeromycetes, Diversisporales, Gigasporaceae. The record is from the annotation of a GenBank genome assembly.